CCACUUUCGCACCGCGAGGAAAGUCCAGAAAAGCGACCCAGCCCUGAUCAGAUCUCAAAACCUGAUUUUCGAGAACUUUUCACAUCGCGAUGGAAGUCCCCACCGUAAUUGGCCUCGGCCUCGGCUUCGACGGCACAUCAAACUGGAUCAACAAGUACCUAGUUGACAGAUAUCUAUUUGGGUUGGACGAAUUCAGGCCUGAAGCUUAUGGUAUCAUGCGCAAGUUUUUGGUUUUGUGGACAUUCUUGACGAUCUUUACGUUCCUCCUAUAUUUCUCGCUCUGUCCGCUCGUCUACUAUUUGUUGUACACGAGGCGCGACGCGCAUGGGAAAAAUUUUGCCUCCUGGGACCGAAAGGAAGGAAAAGAUCAAGUCAUAAACGAAAUUAAGCUCAGCGUUUUCUCAAUAAUCGUAAUGGCGGGCAUGACGGCACCUUUCGAGCUCCUCGUCGAGGCCGGAUUAACCAAAAUUUAUUGGGAUCUGCCAACUACAGCGUUAGGCUGGUUUUAUCUGACUGUCGGUUCCCCGCUAAUGUUCUUACUUUUUUCCGACACCUGUGUUUACUGGAUUCACCGGGCUUUGCACCAUCGUUUGCUGUAUGCACCCAUCCACAAACUUCAUCAUAAAUACAAAGAAACAACCCCUUUUUCCUCAUACGCAUUUCAUCCUCUGGAUGGUUGGCUGCAAGGGUGCCCGUAUCACAUCUUCGUUUUCAUUUUCCCGAUGCACCACAUUAGUUACUUUUGUGCACUUGCUAUCGUGGGACUGUGGACCAUCAACAUUCAUGACCGAACUACAUACAGGAUUCCAUUUAUCAAUGGUGCUGCACACCACACCAUCCACCACACUGGAUUUACUUACAAUUAUGGGCAGUAUUUCGUUUUCUGGGAUAUAUUCGGGGCCACCUUCAAAGAUCCAUAUAGUUGCGCGCCAUACAGUCAGGAAUCGCGCGCCGGCAAGAACGGGUCGAGAGAGACCAAGAGUUGUUGAUGGUCGCAGAAAUAUUUUCGAACACGAAAGGCAUAGGGGUGAGAGUGGAGGAUUUGUCACGACACAACUCUCCUUACUAAGAAAUCCUUCAGGCAAUUAUUUUGUGCACAGGAAUGUGUUCUUGUUACUUGUACAAAAAAUAUAUCAGCU
Micromonas commoda is the source of this 1139-nucleotide messenger RNA. RefSeq lists its product with no specific name. The coding region runs from base 90 to 989 and encodes 299 amino acids. NCBI's taxonomy places the organism in Eukaryota, Viridiplantae, Chlorophyta, Mamiellophyceae, Mamiellales, Mamiellaceae. Gene Ontology annotation, molecular function: iron ion binding; oxidoreductase activity. Gene Ontology annotation, biological process: lipid biosynthetic process. The transcript has 2 exons. The record is from RefSeq and is a predicted model, not a curated record.